Messenger RNA from Gadus chalcogrammus (walleye pollock), 4267 nucleotides. RefSeq names its product tripartite motif containing 23 (gene trim23). Bases 159 to 1898 code for a protein of 579 amino acids. NCBI's taxonomy places the organism in Eukaryota, Metazoa, Chordata, Actinopteri, Gadiformes, Gadidae. The transcript has 11 exons. The record is from RefSeq and is a predicted model, not a curated record. Gene Ontology annotation, biological process: vesicle-mediated transport; intracellular protein transport. Gene Ontology annotation, cellular component: cytoplasm; lysosomal membrane; plasma membrane. Gene Ontology annotation, molecular function: zinc ion binding; GTP binding; GTPase activity.
UUAAAAUAACGAAAUGUGCGUUAUCAAUCGCUGUUCAAAUAUAUACCCCAAUUCAAUAAUUAAAUCAAAAUAAAUAUUUUCUAAAUAAAACAUUUAGCAAAGACGGAAGUGAAUGAACAACAAUUAUCCUGCUUUUGAUUCAUAUAUGGUUGUACAGAAUGGCCGCUGCAGCAGGCAUCAACAAACAGGGCGCCCUAGCCACCAUGGACACCUGUGCUCGACACGGCAGGGGAGCUCACGGGAGCACGGUCAAGGUACUUGAGUGCGGGGUAUGCGAGGACGUGUUCUCUCUUCAAGGGGAUAAAGUCCCUCGACUUCUACUCUGUGGUCACACCGUGUGCCACGACUGUCUUACCCGGCUGCCCCUUCAUGGCAGGGCGGUUCGCUGUCCCUUUGACAGACAGGUCACUGAGCUAGGAGAUUCUGGUGUAUGGGGCCUGAAGAAGAAUUUUGCUCUGCUUGAGCUGCUGGAGCGGCUUCAGAACGGUGCGUCCAACCAGUCUGGUAUAGCAGAGGACGCCCUGAAAAGCAUUGGAGAGUGCGUCAUCCGCUGCGACGAGGACGAGAGCCACACAGCCUCCAUGUACUGCACGGUGUGCGCCACGCACCUGUGCGCCGAGUGCUCCCAGCUCACGCACUCCACGCGCACCCUCGCCAAGCACCGGCGCGUGCCGCUGGCCGACAAGCCCCACGAGAAGACGCUGUGUCCCCAGCACCAGGUGCACGCCAUCGAGUUUGUGUGCCUGGAGGAGCCCUGCACCACAGGCCCGCUCAUGUGCUGCGUCUGCAAGGAGUACGGCAAGCAUCAAGGACACAAGCAUAGCUUGCUGGAGUCGGAAGCCAACCAGAUCCGCGCGUCCAUCCUGGACAUGGCCCACUGCAUCCGCUCCUUCACAGAGGAGGUGUCCGACUACUCCCGCAAGCUAGUGGGCAUCGUGCAGCAGAUCGAGGGAGGGGAGCAGAUGGUGGAGGACGGCAUCGGGAUGGCCCACACUGAACAUGUUCCGGGCACGGCGGAGAGUGCGCGGUCCUGCGUCAGGGCCUACUUUGCGGACCUCCACGAGACGCUGUGCCGGCAGGAGGAGAUGGCCCUGAGCGUGGUGGACGCCCACGUCCGGGAGCGGCUGAUCUGGCUCCGGCAGCAGCAGGAGGACAUGACCAUCCUGCUGUCCCAGGUGUCCACCGCCUGCUUGCACUGCGAGAAGACUCUACAGCAGGACGACUGCAGAGUUGUUCUGGCCAAGCAGGAGAUCAACUGCCUGCUGGAGACCCUGCAGAAGCAGCAGCACCAGUUCACUGAGAUAGCGGAUCACAUCCAGCUGGACGCUGGCAUCCCCGUGACCUUCACUAAGGACAACCGAGUGCACAUUGGCCCCAAGAUGGAGAUAAGAGUGGUCACUUUAGGGCUGGAUGGAGCAGGGAAGACGACUAUCCUCUUUAAGCUUAAGCAAGACGAGUUCAUGCAGCCAAUCCCUACCAUCGGGUUCAACGUGGAGACGGUGGAAUACAAGAACUUGAAAUUCACCAUCUGGGAUGUGGGCGGCAAACACAAGCUCAGGCCACUAUGGAAACACUACUAUUUGAAUACACAAGCGGUGGUGUUUGUGAUUGAUAGCUGUCACAGGGACAGACUGAUGGAAGCCCACAGCGAGCUAGCUAAGCUUCUGACGGAGAAGGAGCUGAGGGAUGCGCUUCUGCUCAUAUUCGCUAACAAACAGGAUGUACCGGGGGUGGUGUCGGUGGAGGAGAUGACUGAGCUCCUGAGCCUCCACAAGCUGUGCUGCGGGAGGAGCUGGCACAUCCAAGGCUGCGACGCGCGCAGUGGGAUAGGCCUCCACGAGGGCCUGGACUGGCUCUCCAGGCAGCUGGUGGCCGCUGGGGUCCUGGAUGUGGCCUAAACCCCCUUCCAUCCCUUAUCUGGGUCCUGGUUGUGGCCUGAACCCCCUUCCAUCCCUUAUCUGGGUCCUGGAUGUGGCCUGAACCCCCUUCCAUCCCUUACAGUAUCUGGGUCCUGGAUGUGGCCUGAACCCCCUUCCAUCCCUUACAGUAUCUGGGUCCUUCCUUCAGCUUUACCUACUCUAUAAACAAGCACCAAAACGGUCUCUUCUGCUCAUAAUUCCGAAUACGCAAAUGACUACUGCGUGACUGAGUUCUAUCCGGCUUAACGCCUUCCAAUACUAAUACUUGUUUACUCUGGAGUGAUCGCUUAUGUAAGAACUUGAUGGCUGAUGCCACUGAUAAGAGGAUUUGACACAUGGAAUUAAAUUCCACCUGAAUAUAUUCAUCAAUCGUACAUAAACACAAACCAAACCUAAGAGCUCACAGGUUUCCUAGUGGACUCCCGGUGAAUGUGUUGACUUGUUUAGGAACCUCUGUGAUGCUUAUUUACUUCCAACUUCAUGACAUCCUUAAUGUAUUUACUCUUGGUGAAAUGUAUCCCACCACUAACAGUUAAUUAUAUGUGCUUGGGUUUUAUGUUAGCCUUCAUAAUCAAUGUGAAGAGUAUGGAUCAAUGACUCAAAAUACAAGACGUGGUUUAUAUUAACGCACUUUCGCUGUUCUAGCAUGGAACGGCAAAAAGCAGCAUAUGAACAAAUGUAUUAGUUGAGAUUGACAUUUUUCUUAUUUCAGUGUACUGACCAAGGGGUUACGGCAGAGGGUGUGCUUCUUAAAAUCCUUUGUUUACCAAACCCGGGUUUCUCUGAGGUGUGUGUGUGUUUCCUGAGUUACUUUUAUUUUAAGUGUAAGAACCUAUUUAAUGCCACAGCUGGUCUCUAAAUGGCACGUGAUUUGGUUUGAGUUACCUAUUUGCAUUGGUUUGUAUUGAAUCUAAUGUUUCCAUUACUGAAGGUUAAAAAUGGGGAAUAGUGGCAGUAGUGAGGAAGGAAAACUUAUGACAGUAUGCUGCCUUUGUAGGUGGCGCUUCUUAUUUGAGGUUGAUCUGAAUGCACUUGUCCACUUCCUCUGCCUCUUUAAGGACUAACUGGUGUUGCAAACAUUUUUCAGUCCCUUUUUCUCGCUGCCUCAGAGUAUGACCUGUGAAAAACCUUUGAAUUAACGGACAUCGAUAUCUAAGUAGAUGUGAAACGUAGUCGUGCAUUAACAAUGUUUUAUAUUGCAUAUUAAGGAGCCAUCAUUUGGUUAGAAGUGUCAUUGCUAUGUAAUGUUUAUAACUUGUAUCUAUGUAAAGAAAAAAAUAACCUGCAUGUACGCAAUGCCUUUUCCCCCCCCCCCCCCUUUUGUUCCUUAGUUUUGUUAUUUGUGGGGAUUGCCCUUUAUCUACACAGAAGUACAGCACAGUUAAACCAUCAAUUCCUUAUACCAUUGGACUUGAUAAUGGCUUUUUGUAAGUUAUGUGAAGCUGUAAAAUAAAGUUGAACUCCUGCUUGGAUAGUAAUUGCAUUUGGUAAAACCAAACAACUUGACAGUUUACUGUUUGUAACCUCGAAACUACAUUUUGUCUACAAUUAAAGGAGUUAACAUUUGAUUGGAGGGAGUCGGGAUAGUGCAGAGGUCGACCCCCAGGUAAAGCUUCUUGGUUCGAUUCCAAAUGCAGUCAACCUUCUUGUAGGCAUCCUAACCAAUACAUGGUCCUUUUAAGACCUUUAUCUGAACGUCCUGUUAAUCACUAAAUCCUAGUGUCCUCAAAAUAAGUAACAUUUUACAAUCCGAAAGAAUAGUCUUUGAAUAAACACUUUAUUCUGUUUAAAAAAAAAAGGCAUGUAGAUCAAAUCUGUACAUAAUAGUUAAAAAAAGGGGCUGGUCCUGAUCACUUGAUGGUGAUGUUAAUGAUGCUGAUGUCCUCGUAGGGCUUGUCCGUCUUGGGGUUGACCUUGACGUUGGAGAUCCUUUGGACCACCUCCAUGCCUUUGGCACUCCUCCCGAACACUGUGUGCUUGUUGUCCAGCCACGGCUGAAACCAUAAGCGUCGAUAAGGUGGUGUUAAUAGCAAUACUGGCCGAAAAGUUUCCAUGUAGUUGUUAUUCGAUUUUAGAUAAGUUCAUCAAGGAGCAGGUAGGGGUGAAGAAGCUUGCAGAUAAAAUUCUGACAUUGUAUGUCAAACCCAGAACCCCAACCAUUAGGCAAUCCUUCCCCCUUUUUCAUAGUAGCUUGCAGCCAUCGCUUCUGUUAAAACAAUAUUUCAGAUUACUAGCAAGUGUCCUAAAUUAAUAAAAAACAAACCACCCCUUAUCAACCCAUGGAUUUGAUAUCUUUUAAACCUUUAAAGAAAAUUAAAAAGCUAAAUGGAUUGUUGCAAGUGAAAAUG